Molecule: messenger RNA, 255 nt
Organism: Thelazia callipaeda (thelaziosis nematode)
Lineage: Eukaryota; Metazoa; Nematoda; Chromadorea; Rhabditida; Thelaziidae
Source: the annotation of a GenBank genome assembly
AUGUUGCUUAAAAGUACUUUAUUUUUAAGGGAUCGGGAAAAAGAUAAGCAAGCAAAAAAUGUUUGUGUUGAUUCACUUAAAGGACUUGACAAAGAUAUGCUAAAAAUGAUGGGUUUUGCGACUUUUGAUACUACCAAGAAUAAAAGGGUUGCGGGUAAUAGUGAUGGUGCAGUGUCCAUUAACAAACCUCGUCGAUACAGGCAAUACAUGAAUCGGAAAGGUGGUUUUAACCGACCACUAGAUUAUGUUGCAUAA